This is a messenger RNA of Durusdinium trenchii, 1243 nucleotides long. The record is from the annotation of a GenBank genome assembly. Lineage: Eukaryota; Dinophyceae; Suessiales; Symbiodiniaceae.
CACGAUUUGCAUUACUUUGCGGCCAGAACUGCAAUGGCUGUCCUGCAGCGAAGCUAGUAUGGCGACAAGUGAAGGGCUAUGCUCAAGUAUUGGGAGGAUGAAGCCGCAGUGGCUCCGUCACAGUCUUUGGUCUCUUUGACUAGGGCUGUCAGGGCUUCUGCAUCAUCUGCACCGCAGGCGCCAGUCAAUGCUACAGUGGAGGUGGGCUUCAAGAAGGACCGCCACAAACCUCCUGCUCCGCCAAAGAGGAAGAAACGGCCGCAGGCAGAGCUCAUGGACGUGCUGAGAGGCAACCGGUCCUGCUUACUGGCGCUUGGGUUGGAUGAAACCGCGCAGGAUAUCAUGAUAAUUCAAGCCCUUUUGCGUGUAGAGGAACCCGAGAGCUUCUUCAGGAACCAUGGAGCAGCUGAGGAUGUUGCCAAGAACAUUGCAGCACUCUACGAGGCAUGCGGGGACGAGCUCUUGAACAUAUCCAAUGGUUUCCUUUUCAAAGCCUGGUGCCUCGCCGUCGAGCUUCUGCUGGCCAUCAUGGCCAUAUUUGUGCUUGCUGCGGUGGUGGUGUGGCUGUCCACGCUUGACUGGGUGAAGGGCGAAUGCCUGUUUUCCGACUUCACCAACGGGACUUGUCACCAUGGCAAUGACUGUCGGCUCCAGAUCGCCACGCAGACUGACCAGGGCAUUGCCUACGUCAAUAAUUUCGUGGUGCCAGUGACGUCGGGCCGCGAUAGCAACGCGAAUGGCCUCAAGAUUUUUGAUGGAGCUUUCCGAUGCUGCAACUACGCACAAGCUGCCCUGUACCAGGACGCUAUCCCAGAGGAAGCCACUGUGGAGAGCAUCGGAAGCUUGGGCCAAGGCUUUGGUUCUGGUACGCCCUGUUGCAACUUCUACAACAGCCGCUUCAAGGUAAAUAGAACGUUCAGAAGCUCAAGGAUGUUGUCAAGCCUGGAUUCGGAUGCAGUAUGAUGCAGUGUCAUGCCAGACCUUGGAUCCCCCGAUUGAAUGCAAGCACUCCGAUGCCCAUCAGAGUUGCACACGAUGUAGGUCUUUUGCGACAACUUUGGAAUUGUCGAGCCAGGGAGCUCGAAAACAUCGCAAGACUUGCAGCUGUUGCCGUCAAGGAAGGGCCACCUGUGUUGAGGGGAACUGCUCCUUGUUCAUCCUUGUUCUGGGUUCAAGGUCGAAGCUACAAACUGGAAGCUUGAAAGUUGAUUUGAAACCUCAGAUUAGAACGCCUUCAUCAAGG